UAUAUUUUCCAAUCUCUCCCAACUAGCAAAGGCAUCAGCUUGACAUCCUCUCUCUCUCUUCCUCUCUCGCCUCCGUCGUCGUCGUCGUCGUCGUCGUCGUCGUCGUCGGAGAUGAAGCACUUGGUGGAGGUGGAGAAGGCGACGGAGAAUGCCGGGCCGACGUACCAGAACGUGCUGGCCAAGGACGCCGGACUUCUGCAGCCGCCGCCGGGGAUGGAGAGCUGCUGGGACGUCUUCCGGAAUUCGGUGGAGAAGUACCCCGACAGUCCGAUGCUCGGUCGCCGGAGAGUCGUCAACGGCAAGGCAGGUGACUAUGUUUGGAUGACUUAUAAGGAGGUUUAUGACAUGGUGAUGAAACUUGCUGCAUCCAUUAGCAAAUCAGGAAUCAAGAAGGGUGAAUGCUGUGGCAUCUACGGCGCAAACUGUCCGGAAUGGAUCAUCAGCAUGGAGGCUUGCAAUGCACUUGGGAUUUCCUGCGUGCCGCUCUAUGAUAGUCUUGGUGCUGGUGCAGUGGAGUUUAUCGUGUGCCAUGCUGAAAUCCAGAUCGCUUUUGUGGAGGAAAGAAAAAUUUCAGAGCUCUUGAAAACUUGUCAUGCCACUUCAAAGUAUUUGAAGAUAAUCGUCAGCUUUGGAGGUGUGACAAAUGACCAAAAAGAGGAAGCUAAAAACCAUGGGAUGUCCAUAUUCUCAUGGGAGGAAUUCCUGAUUAUGGGAGGUGAUUAUCAUUUUGAUCUUCCUGAAAAGAAGAAAUCUGACAUCUGCACAAUAAUGUACACAAGCGGAACAACUGGAGACCCUAAAGGUGUUAUGAUAUCAAAUGAAAGCCUUCUUGUUAACAUCUCUGGUGUUGAUUCCGUGACCGGAUCUGUUGGCGAACCUUUUGGUCAUGAUGAUGUUUAUAUGUCAUAUCUUCCACUAGCUCAUAUCUUCGAUAGAAUCUUUGAAGAAGUAUUCAUUUCUCAUGGAUCAAGAAUUGGAUUUUGGCGUGGGGAUGUCAAGCUGUUGGUUGAAGACAUUGAAGCACUAAAACCAACAGUAUUCUGUGCAGUUCCACGUGUACUUGAUAGAAUAUACUCAGGUCUUACAGGAAAGAUUUCUUCUGGUGGUAUACUGAAGAAAACUUUAUUCAAUAUUGCUUACAAGCUGAAACUGGACAGCAUGAGGAAAGGCAUUAAGCAUGAGAAGGCAGCUCCAUUUUUUGACAAAUUAGUUUUCAACAAGGUGAAAGAAAGACUGGGUGGAAACCUACGUUUUAUUGUGUCUGGUGGCGCCCCAUUAGCUGUUGCAGUGGAAGAAUUUUUGAGGGUUGUAACAUGUGCAAGUGUUGUUCAAGGCUAUGGGCUCACGGAAACUGGUGCUGCGUCAUUUGUUGCAAUACCAAAUGAUAUUUCCAUGGUUGGGACAGUUGGUCCACCAGUUCAACAUUUGGACGUACGUCUUGAGUCAGUUCCAGAGAUGGGUUAUGAUGCUUUGUCAAACAUCCCUCGUGGAGAGAUAUGUGUAAAAGGAAGUGUUCUAUUCUCAGGAUACUAUAGAAGAGAGGAUCUUACACAAGAAGUCAUGAUUGAUGGAUGGUUCCACACAGGGGAUGUUGGCGAGUGGCAACCAGAUGGGUCGUUGAAAAUCAUUGAUAGGAAGAAAAAUAUAUUCAAGCUGUCACAGGGAGAGUACGUUGCAGUGGAGAAUCUUGAGAAUGUGUAUGGGGUUCUCCAAGAGAUAGAUUCGAUAUGGGUUUAUGGAAAUAGUUUUGAAUCUUUCCUUGUUGCUGUCAUAAAUCCCAACCAACAAGCUCUUGAGAAUUGGGCUAAACAAAACGGUAUUGCUGGGAGUUUUUCUGAACUGUGCAAAAAUUCAAGAGCUAAAGAAUAUAUUAUUUCAGAACUCAUAAAGAUUGCAAAGGAAAAGAAGCUGAAAGGCUAUGAGUUCAUAAAAGCUAUCCACCUUGACCCGUUGCCAUUUGAUAUGGAGCGUGAUCUUAUAACCCCAACAUACAAGAAGAAACGACCACAGAUGCUUAGGCACUAUCAGGGAAUCAUUGAUGCACUCUACAAGACCGCGAAGUAAACGAGCAACGUUGUAAUCUCACUGUGGUUGUAUAUAUAAAUCCAAUUCACGUUGUCAUAUGUGCCUAUCCACUCAUACAAGAAUGGAAACAGAAUAACAGAUCAUAGCCUCUUUCUUCUGCUGAAAUAAUUACCAUUCAGAAACGUUGUGACAGGGAUUGUCUUUGCUAGAUCAUUCUAUUGUUAGGCAUCCCAUGUUUUGCACAACUUAAUGACUAUAUUCCCUUAGAAUCUAAUUCUGUGUCAUGUACUAGUGCUAUUUUCUGGUUGCUUAGCAAAUGAUAAGAACUAUUCCUUGUGCGGCUGUGACCCACAAAACCUCCCUUUUCUUGGGUCAGCACACGGGCGUAAGCACGAGCUGUGAAGCCCUGCGUCACUGUCAGGUUCCUUCUCACCUCCUGCUGCUCUACACGCGGAAACAGGUUUGAAGAUUCCUGGUCAGUUCUUCCAACCUUCUAAGUUGACCUCUCUUUUGCCAAUAGACCAAUAGUAUUGUGCUCUGCUUCUCUUCUUCUUUGAUCAGUUUGACCAAGUAGCAAUUGGAGUGAAGGGUUGACUGGUCAGCAGUCAACACUGUCUCUGAGCUUUGAACAUUCCUAAGUCCACCAAACUUUGCCAAAAAGCAAUUAUGUGGUGAGUGAAUGCCAACAAAAAAGAGAGGGAGGGAGGUAUCAAAGCUUAAAUGCAACAGUAUAUAAUGUCAUUGUCACAGUGAGAAUAAGCAUACCACAUCAGGCUCCAGAUAUGUCUGUGUUCUGAAAGGCAUCGCAUUAAUACCUGCAAGUUCGAUGUAAUAUCCAUGAGCUUUGGGAAAAGGUUUAAGGUUGGAGCUAAUUAGAUCAACACACUUGUUAUCUUUAUUUCUCACAAGUCAAAAGUUGUGAACUUUAUUAGGGUAGCUUAAGGCUUCCGGUGAAUAUGACAUUAACAAAAAGGAAAAUAAUAAAAGCCAA
This is a messenger RNA of Oryza brachyantha (malo sina), 3016 nucleotides long. RefSeq names its product long chain acyl-CoA synthetase 4-like. The record is from RefSeq and is a predicted model, not a curated record. NCBI's taxonomy places the organism in Eukaryota, Viridiplantae, Streptophyta, Magnoliopsida, Poales, Poaceae. The transcript is spliced from 19 exons. The coding region runs from base 112 to 2064 and encodes 650 amino acids. Gene Ontology annotation, molecular function: long-chain fatty acid-CoA ligase activity. Gene Ontology annotation, biological process: fatty acid metabolic process. Gene Ontology annotation, cellular component: endoplasmic reticulum; membrane.